Molecule: messenger RNA, 488 nt
Organism: Drosophila ficusphila
Lineage: Eukaryota; Metazoa; Arthropoda; Insecta; Diptera; Drosophilidae
Product: probable G-protein coupled receptor Mth-like 7
Exons: 1
Coding region: 84-488 (134 amino acids)
Source: RefSeq, a predicted model, not a curated record
ACAGGUGACUAUAUAUAGUAAGGUAACUCGUUAGAAACCAGGGUUGAACUCAAUUCACAGGCUACUGUGAAUACUUCUUCACGAUGUCCUCGUUUCUCUGGCUUUCUGUAAUAAGCUACCACCUUUGGAGGCGCUUGACUUCGCUCGACUCGAGGGACUCCUUGAGCCUCUUCCUGAAAUACAGCUCCUUUGUGUGGGGAACCAUUGCCGUUCCGACGGGAGUCAUCUUCCUGAUGAAUCUGCUUUGGGGGGAGGAUCUCAGGAAGUGGCACUGGAUGCCCAUAGUGGGCGUGGUAGAAUGUGCCGCCUACGUGACCGGUGCGCAUGCCUGGAUUUACUACAAUGGACCGAUGCUAAUCCUGAACGUCUUCAACUUGAUUAUGUUCAUCCUGACGACCAUUCACAUUCGGAAAGUGAAGAGCAACCUGAAGAAGUUAAACCGAGAAGAGGCGACGCCAACCUGCUUCGAUUUGAAUUUGCAGACGUAA